AUGGCAAUGACUGAUGCGGUCGAUUAUGGCAGGAGGUUGAUUCCGCAAAUACUGGAUAGCGUGGCCUCUGCUGAUCCGGAUCGAAUUUUAUACUCGGUACUCUCGCUCUCUGAAGAUUCGCCAGAAUUCAGACAUAUCUCUGCUUAUGAUUUUGCGAAGGCGGUCGAUAAAACUGCUUGGUGGUUACACGGUCUGGUUGGAGGGACUACAUCAGUCCGGACUGUGGGCUAUAUCGGACCUCCGUCAGAUGAUCUUCGACAUAUUUUAUUAACAUACGCGAGCGUCAAGGCAGGCUGUUGCUCAUUGUUCCUCUCCCCUAAAAACAGUGUUGAAGGCGCUUUACAGGUGCUCGCCGCAUCCGAAUGCGAUAUUUGGAUUAACCCUCGUGGCCAGCUAUGCCUACCUCUCGUGGAAGACUUUCUGGUUCAGCGCCCAAUGCAAGUCCUAGAGUUGCCUGAACUCGAUGAACUCCUUGACUCCGAAGCCACCGUACCGUUUCCAUACGACAAAUCGUUCGACCAAGCUGCCCAAGAACCGUUCUGUGUUUUACACACUUCUGGAAGCACAGGAUUGCCCAAACCGGUCGCCUGGAAAAAUGGCCUAAUCGCGACGAUGGACGCAGUGCGGCUGCUUCCACCGACUGAAAAGGAUAACGGGCUAGCACCUUGGACAUCUUUGUGGAAUGAAGGAGACAGGAUCUACUCAUCUUUCCCAAUGAGUCACGGAGCCGGUAUCAUCAUGAAUAUUCUUUUGCCCUCACUCUUUGGCCUGCAUUGUAUUAUGGGGCCUUCUGGUGUACCUCCCAAUAUUGAUCUACUUGAAUCUCUUGCAGAUCAUGGGAAAAUUGACAUUUGGAGUAUGGUUCCAUCACUUGUUGAUGAGCUGGGAGAAACCCCUGCCGUUUUGGCAAAGUUUGCGCCAUCAAAGUUUAUUUGUGCAUCUGGUGGUCCCGUGAGUCCCGUCGCCGCUUCUAGGGUGAACGACGUGAUUAGAGUUUUAAAUUUGACAGGCACAACAGAGGGCCUCUUCAUUGGCAACCUCGUCGUAGAGAGAGAAGAUUGGCUCUGGUUUUCUUUUCACCCUUAUUCUGGGUUUGAAUUCAAGGAAGUGGAGCCUGGUAUAUACGAGCACUGGAUACACCGUAACGAACGGUGGCCAUUGUUCCAGGGGAUCUUUCACACGUUUCCUACUGAGCAAUCUAUCAAUCUCAAAGACCUAUACAUCAAGCAUCCAACCAAGCCAAAUUUAUGGGCUUUUAACGGUAGAAGCGAUGAUAUUGUGGUUCUGUCUAACGGAUACAAGAUUGCACCACUGGACACGGAAGCUCUUGUCACGACGCACCCUGCAGUUAGCGGCUGUCUUGUCACAGGCACUGGGAAGCACCAAGCAGGCCUACUCGUUGAGCUGAAAGAUCCUUUAUCAAAAGACAAUGAUCUUUUUGAUAGUAUAUGGCGGAUUGUAGAAAGAGCCAACGUCCUGUCCGUACACAAGAACCAGCUGCAAAGGGAUUAUAUCGCAUUUGCGGAGCCGGACAAGCCGUUCAUUCGGACAGAUAAGGGUACGGUAAAGCGACGCGCGACGCUAAUGCUCUACGACGGAUUCAUUGAGCGUUUCUACGACUCACGAUCUGAGGACAUAGACGUUGUCACCGUGAAUACGACCUCGCUUGAUUCAAUUACCGAAUCUAUCAGUAAGAUUAUCGGCGCUCUUGUGCCAGCAGUUCAUAAAGCAUCCUUAGAUACCGACAUGUUUAGUCUUGGCUUGGAUUCGCUCCAAGUAUUCCGCGCCAUUAAGAACAUCCGGGCUGCUACUGGUUUACAAGAUCAGCUCGCACCUCGUCACAUCUACGCAAACCCCACGAUUAACAAAUUUUCAGCUGCUCUUGACCAUCUGUUGAACCAAGCGAGGGAGACGAAUGGAACUACUUUAGAUGGUGCUAGCGACACUGACGCGACCAGGAUGAAGAGGAUGAUCGAUCAACACAAGAGACGACAGCCAAUAAAGAUGAAUCCGUUCGACCAGGUGAACUUCAAUCAUUAUAUGGGCCUAAAUUUCUUUUUUGCUCUCCCAAAAAAUGUUGAAUUCAGAGAAGUAUUUACUGGACUACAGGAUGGUCUGCGCCGUGCGAUGGACCUCCUUCCAGCUCUCGAGGGGAAAAUCAUGAUGUGCUCAGACCUGGAAAUCGGAUACAAAAGGGGUGAUCUUUAUGUCUCGAUCCCGCCGCUUCAACCACGAGCGACUUGUGAAAGCGAAUCUAAAGCUUCCCUUAGUACGCCGCGUCAGCUUGUAUACAAAGAUCUAUCCAAUGUGCUCCCUUCAUACGAAGCUCUACGAGAUGCAGGGUUCAUGCACCGUACACUUAAGGACGAGCUACUUCUUACGGGAUAUGCAUUUCCCCAGCUACCCGCAGAUAUAUUGAUUGCACAAGCCAACUUCGUCCAAGGUGGUUGCAUCGUUGCGGCGAACUUCCACCACGGAUGUGUUGAUGGUAUUGGGGUCAUGACCGCUCUCAGAGUCUGGGCUGAAUGCUGCAGAUACCUCCAGGGCGAUGCCACCGCGACAUGCAGCUGGCUGGAUCCUGAAAGCUUCAAUCACAGUUUGCCGCAAAUUCUUUACGAGCAGGAAGGAUACGCUCGACCUGUUAACGAGGUGGAUCCUGGCGUGUGGGGAUUUUUGCCAUUCUUACGACCUGACGAAUCCCCUGAGAUCUUGACCAAUGGUACGAAGAAUUCCCAGUCAACUGUGCCAGGAAAAGAAAAGGCCCUCCCUCCAGCACCUGUGUUUACUCGUAAGUUUGAGUUGCCUCCCACACCCCCCAAGGAUGGCCGUUACUUGAACACUAGCAUGUUCUUGAUCCCCCCAGAAAAAAUGCAGCAACUCAAGCAAGACGUCCUCCCCGAUGCGCAGAAUCAAGGCAUUACCACAUCAAUCAGUGAUAUACUACAAGCUUUCUUCUGGCGUGCUGCAGUAAGAGCACGCUAUAGGGUCGCCGUGGAGCAUCGAGGAGAGACAUUCGGAUCAGACGAGAUAUCUAUCCUAGAGCUGCCGAUAGAUGGACGACCGUACUUUUCUUCUCUGCUACCAUCAUCGUAUAUGGGGAGUAUGCUCCUGCUCAACCGACAGAGCUUGCCUCUUGAAAAACUAUGCUCGCCAAAGACCAGCAUUGGAAGCAUUGCCACUGGCCUCCGUGAAGCGGCUGCGCGAAUAACUCCCUCGCUUUUCCAUGACGCUUUCACACUACUGCAAUCAUUGCCCGACUACAGCAAAUUUACCAUCGCUAACAUGGGUGUCAAUGGACACUACAACGCGAUGAUUUCUAACUUGAUGCUAUUCCAAACCAGCGAGAUCUCAUUUGGAAAUGCCCUCUUUGACAACGGGGGAGUUCCUGAGGCCAUGCGACCACAAAUCGAGAGAGGCCAUCAGCAUUUCCGGUUCUUGGUCAUAUAUCCGAUGAAAAGCGAUGGGGGUGUGGAGUUGGUGCUUGGGACGCUUCCGGAGGAGUUGGAAAUGCUGAAGUCGGACGAGGAAUUCAUGGGGUAUGCGACACUUGUGGAUCGAUAG
This is a messenger RNA of Glarea lozoyensis ATCC 20868, 3561 nucleotides long. Its product is annotated as Acetyl-CoA synthetase-like protein. The transcript is spliced from 6 exons. Bases 1 to 3561 code for a protein of 1186 amino acids. The record is from RefSeq and is a predicted model, not a curated record. NCBI's taxonomy places the organism in Eukaryota, Fungi, Ascomycota, Leotiomycetes, Helotiales, Helotiaceae.